AUGUAAUAUUUCUUAUAAUCAAUCGAUUAAUUUGGGGUUGAGUAAAAGCUUUAAAUUCCACCCAUUAAUCCUACAUAAAAAAGUGCUUUGGGUGGAUUGAUAACACUUGCUUUAUAUGGAAUAAGCUUAGGAUAUUUUUUAUUUCAAUUUAUUGAUUGGUAAUCGAAUAAUAAACUUCCAAAGAUUACUUCUAUAUAAUAAUAAAUUGACAUUAAUUAAACUAUUGUUAAAAAUGGAAUUUUUAUUGAGAUUUGCUAAUUCUAAAAACUUAAUAAUUUGAUUGAUCCUUUUAAUCCAAAGUAAUUGAUAUUUACGCCAGUUUUUUAAAAGAUACCAGAUGACUGGGACUAAGUAUAAAUAAUAAAGAUUUUAUUAUAGAUUCAAAACAUUUCUCUCCGUUUUGAUUAAACUAUUUAAGAAGAUGGAAAAAUUAUAAAUAAAUUUUACAUUGAAGAUUUAACAAUGAUCCAAUCCCCUUUAACAACUUCUUAAGGCAGCUCAAUAGACUACUAAUUAUUACUUGGAUUUUGCAAAGAAGAUUAGUUAAAGGAUGGAUAAUAAUGUGCUGAUGAAGAGACAAUUAACUAAUUUUAUAAAUAAGAUAACUUUUAUCAAGUUUAAAUAUUUAUUGAUUAAUUCGAUCCAAAAAUGAAGCAAUUUAAAAAGGUUCCUAAAUUGUUUAUUUUUGAUAUUAUAAAAGAUCAACUUUUUUAUAAUUAAUUUACACUAUAGGCAGGAGAAUUGGAAUUAGAUGAUGGGUUUUUAUUUCCAAAAUCAAAUAAAUAUUCAUAUUUGUCUAAUUUAUAAACUCUAUCUACUACAUAUGAUUGGUUAUACUCAAAAAAAGUGUAUCACUAAGAACUAACUUCACUUUUAUUUUUUACUUUAGAUUAAAUAAAAAUAGUAAAUAUGGUUGAAUAUCCAAAAAUAUCAGAAAUAUUAGCAGAUACAGGUUCAAUUAUAUCUUGGAUUCUUUCAAUAUCUUUCUUAGUAUCAAAAUAUAAUGAGAAUAUUUGUUUAUAAAAAACAUAAAAUGAAGUAAUUUCAAUGUAUUAUCAUGAUUAUAUUGAUUUUAAAAUAUAAAAGAAUUGGUUAGGUAAAAUCAAAAGAAUAAAUUAUAAAGAAAAAGAAUAUGAUCCGUAAAAAUCAGAAGAAAUUUUUAAUAGAUUAAAUCAAAUUGUUGUUGAGAAAAUGAAUUAUUUAAACUUAUAAAAUGAAGUAGCUAAGUAAGAAUUUUUUAUUUAAUUAAAUUAGGUUAUAAUUAAUCUUACAAGAACAUUUAGGAUUAUAAUAAAUUAAAAAAUAUUUAGAAUCAAAAUAUAAAUUAGAGCCUUUAUUUGAUAAGUUAUGCAUACCUGAAAAUAAUAUUUAGGCUGUAAAUUAAAUAGUAAUUUAAUUAUCCAUAAAAAGCUUCCAUCUGAUUAAUAAUAUAUGA
Paramecium sonneborni is the source of this 1435-nucleotide messenger RNA. The record is from the annotation of a GenBank genome assembly. NCBI's taxonomy places the organism in Eukaryota, Ciliophora, Oligohymenophorea, Peniculida, Parameciidae.